Ostrinia furnacalis (Asian corn borer) is the source of this 4172-nucleotide messenger RNA. Its product is annotated as motile sperm domain-containing protein 2. The transcript has a single exon. Lineage: Eukaryota; Metazoa; Arthropoda; Insecta; Lepidoptera; Crambidae. The record is from RefSeq and is a predicted model, not a curated record. Gene Ontology annotation, cellular component: endoplasmic reticulum-endosome membrane contact site; endomembrane system. Bases 321 to 1703 code for a protein of 460 amino acids.
UUAAAAGUAGUAUACGCAUAUAGUACAUAAUACAUCACUUGUAUCUUUUUAAAUUUAAACCUUCCAAAUAAACAUUUUAUACAAUACGGCAAUUUUCUUAGUUUUCCUUAAAAAUCCGGCAAUUUUAGAAUUAGAAUACGGCAACCCUAAAUUUGUCAGGAACAACACUGCCCCGUCUAAUCAAAAUGUCAAAACUAUUUGUCAUCCAUCCAUGUCCAUCCGUUCAUUGUGUACCUACCUACUUUAUCAAUUCGAUCUAAUUUGCUUGUUCUAAUCGUUACAUUGAUGUAAUAGUCGCCCAGUGAUAACUAAACUCCAAAAUGGUGAAUCCUAGUGACCUCAGAGCUGCUUUUGAAGCAAAAUUGAAGGAGGGAAUACCGACUCCUCCCGGGGAGUUUCACCCUUUGGACUUGGAACGUAUUAAAGACGAUAAAUACCUGAACAGGAUAUUGGUACAGCAAGAGAAUGACCUCAAAAUGUCAGUCGAUAUGUUGUGGAACAUCCUGGUUUGGAGAAAAACGGUCAACGCCAACGAAUUGAACGAAAGUUCGAUCAGAAUGGACUAUGUUAAAGAGGGAUUGCUCUUUCCACAUGGGAGAGACAUUGAUGGGUGUCUGCUGUUGAUAAUUAAGCUGAAAAUGCAUGUCAAAGGCCAGAAAGACUAUGAUGAGAUCAAAAAAGUGCUAAUUUAUUGGCUUGAUAGGAUAGAAAGAGAGGAAAAUGGGAAAAGAGUGACCUUGUUUUUUGAUAUGGAUGGUUGUGGUCUCAGUAAUAUGGAUAUGGAGUUAAUAAAAUACAUGAUCAGCCUUUUCAAGCUUUACUAUCCUUUGUUUCUAAAUUAUAUUGUCGUUUUCCAAAUGCCGUGGGUCUUGAAUGCUGCGUUUAAAAUUGUGAAGUCUUUGCUGCCUCCGAAGGCUGUGGAAAUCAUGAAAUUCUGUAAUAAAGAUACUUUGAAAGACAUUGUGCCGCCUGAACAAGCGUUAGUCAGUUGGGGCGGCAAAGAUAAUUAUACGUUUGAGUUCGUCUCUGAGAAUCGGUCAGGGUCAGAGCAUACACCGAAGAAAGUCACCUUUGCCGAGCAAGGGGACAGUCAGCAUUCUCUCGGAGAAAUGUUAAGGCUCUCUCCGAACGAUACAAUUUUAUUCAAGAGUGACAACGAAGAGAUGUCAGGCCAGUUCGUAAUCACCAAUAUGGAUGAAAGCGCUAUAUCGUUUAAAAUCAGAACAACGUCUCCUGAAAAGUUCCGUGUACGACCCAGCUCUGGUACAUUGCCUAGCGGUGCAUCCCAAACUGUAUUAAUCGUUGUACAACCCGGCUUCCAUCUGCGUACAGUAACUAAAGACAGAUUCUUAGUAAUGUCAGUACAGAUACCCAAAACUGAUCUUUCACCAAAGGAACUAAGCGACGUGUGGCAAAACUCGACUGGUAGCAAGGUAGAUGAGUACCGUCUCAAAUGUCAGUUCCCUGAGAAAGAAAUUGCUAAAAAUGGCAAUAUCAGCGAUGGAAAAAUGCACGAAAAGCAAGAUUCAGUGACGAACGCACUAAACAACUUGCAGCAAAACUACGAAAUACUCCAUCGUGAUAUGAGGAAGUUGAAGACGAUGCAAUUUUUGACCUUAUUCAUGACUGUAGCAGCGCUCAUUUUGGGUUACCUCGUCUACAAGAAUACAAGUGAGAAUGGUAGAUAUUGCGAGCGAAUCUAGCCUUUAAGUUUAGUGGUUUUUGAAACCACUUUCGACGUUGAAGUGUUGUGGAACGGUGUGUUGUUUAGCGUACUCACUGUUAACACAGUAAUGUUUGUAAUAUACUGUCAAUUACUGCGUAAAGUGGAAGUCUUGCACAUAAUUCAGUAGGGGUUUAGACGUAUUCAAGUUAGGUGGUAUUAUGUUUGUGUUUAGCAUCACAUUAUUUCCUUUUUGUACUAUUUAUACGAUAGAUUAUAGGGCUAUCGCUUAAUACUGUCAGUGCCUGAGGGUGAUUUUGUGACGGUCAAACGUCAGCGAGCCUUCAGAUUUAUAUGCUCUGUUAUGUCAAUGUCAAUGUCACCUCUUCUGUGUCGGUCCCAUACCUCAGGUACUAACUGAGUCAAACCCUAGACCUUUAGGAUAUGAACCAUGUCAUAGGUUAGAAAUACUACAACAGCCUUUUUAUAUGUAUUAGAGGAUAUCAAUAAUCAUUGUGAGGGAAAAAUAGUUAGGCACUACUCUUAUGUACAAAAUAUUAUCAUGUAUAAAGCUUAUUAAUAUACUAUGUGAUUAAAAUUUACUAUAAAACAUUCCAUGUAAUGCAUGAUAUUUAAAAGAAUAAUGUAUAAACAUUAAAUUAACAAAUUUAAUUAUAGAACUAAUAUAUUUCGGCUUUUAUCGUUAGAUCUUUCUGGAAAAGAUGUAAAUUGUUAUUUAUAUUGUUGAAAAUAAAGUUACAGAUGCUUUUAAUAUAAUUUAUUAAGUUGUCUCUCUAUUUUAUGUAUUUAUACCUAAGAUUAUAAUAAUGAAUGUCAAGAUACGGACUUUACGAUUUUGUUUAAAAAACUUAAAAACUAUACAAAAUUGGGGCAUCACUAUGUUCUGAAGAAGGAAUUAGAAUUCAUUGUCAUCAUCAUUUCAGCCACAGGACGUCCACUGCUAAACAUAGGACUCCCCCAAUUAUUUCCAUGGCCAGUUGGUAGCAGCCUGCUUCCAGCGUCUUCCUGCCCUGCUAGACAAGUGGCAAAACAUAACACUUGUAAUUUUAAAAUCCCUUUACGAUCACGAAGCGAAAUAACUACAAUCUACAUAGGAAAUACCCACAAGGUGGACCGACGAACUUAUAAAGAUAGCCGGAAGGCGCUGGAUGCAGGCCGCCGCCAACCGGCCAUUGUGGAAAUCAUUGGGAGAGGCCUAUGUUCAGCAGUGGACGUCCUAUGGCUGAAAUGAUGAUGAUGACAUAGGAACCUUCAAGGAUCAGCUCUACAAUGUACGAAAUAGCACAAGGUCCAAAAGCACAAUAUUUAAUUUACAUGCGAAUCUAUUUUGAUGAUCAUGAUCAGCAAAUAAAAAAUAGUAGUGUACUUAUUCCUAAGAAUAUUUUUUCAUUGACAAUCAAGACAAAAAUAAAAAGUUAGUGUAGUUUUUAUAGGCAUUUCAAAGUUCAUUUUUAAUCGUGUCCAAGAUUCAAGGUCUUUAUUAUUCUGUUCUAAUUGUAAACGCAAAAGUAACUGUCUUUUGGAUUUUGAGAAGAACCUACAAUACCUACAAUAUUUCGCAUUAGGGAGGCUAUCUUUUGUCCCAAAAAUAAUAUUUAAGGAGUGUUUUAGAACAACGCUAAAAAGAACAUUCAAAAUCAGCUUGAGUCCUUGCAUAUUACAGAUUUUUUGUCGACCGAUAGUUUAAAAUGUUUAAUGUUGACUGGCGGAGAAUGCUUUUGGCGUUAAGUCCGUUCUUUGUACAAUGUAUUAUCAUCAAAAUCAUCGGGUUUAUAACGCACAUAAAUAGUGAUUUGGUAUCGUCAGAUUUCUCAUUCAUACUAUCAAUACUUUCUUCAUAAGUAUUAUUACGAAUAGGUAAAGACCAAACUAUCGGCCGAUAAAGUCUAGUCUGCGGGGACUCUCAUAGAUUCUGUCCUGUGACUGUUGUCAAUAUUGAAGCAACCUUAAUUUUUAACCGACUUCAAAAAAAAGGAGGAGUUUCUCAAUUCGAGUGUUUUUUAGAGUUCUAAAAUUUUAUUAAUUGUUGAGCGCAUGGAUUCAUAAGACUAUACGAUACGACGAGAUAACGAACUAAAUUAUGUAAUUUAAGUAUGUAUGUAAAUUAUGUAAUCAAAUUCAAGCUUAAAUUGAGACAUUUUAUUGGUUUAAUUUCAAUAUUUAAUACCAAUACCAAUCACAACAGAAUCGAAUGUGACUUGAUUGAAUCAGGUUUUGUGUGUUGUUUUAUAAUGUUUAGAAGACCCAAGAAUAAUGUUUAUUUAUCAAAGGUUAAGUAUGUGUUAAUUAAAUGAUAUGAUUAGAUAUAAAUUGUAUCACUCGGCGUGGCCUAUUUAUAAAGGUGAUUAAAUUAUUUGGUGAUAGUAAAGAUUAAUGUUCUUGUUUUUAUCAUAAUCAUACAUAUCUUUAUGUUUAGUUGCUUGCCUAUUUUAUGAAAAUAAUGUAUCAAUUUUUGUAUUGCAAAUUAGCACUUAUAUUGCUUAUGAUA